GGGGGCCCCGCCGCGCCUCGAUGGCUCUGGUUACGGUGCAGCGCUCGCCUACCCCCAGCGCCACCUCCAGCCCCUGCGCCUCGGAGGCAGACAGCGGGGAAGAAGAAUGCCGGUCCCAGCCCAGAAGCAUCAGCGAAAGCUUCCUCACUGUGAAAGGUGCAGCUCUCUUCCUGCCACGAGGAAAUGGGUCAUCCACUCCCAGAAUCAGUCACAGGCGCAACAAACACGCAGGGGAUCUCCAGCAGCACCUGCAGGCCAUGUUCAUCCUGCUCCGCCCAGAAGACAACAUCAGACUGGCUGUGAGACUGGAAAGUACCUACCAGAACCGCACUAGAUACAUGGUGGUGGUGUCCACCAAUGGCAGACAGGACACAGAGGAGAGCAUCGUCCUAGGAAUGGAUUUCUCUUCCAAUGACAGUAGCACUUGUACGAUGGGCUUGGUGCUGCCGCUSUGGAGUGACACCUUGAUCCACCUGGAUGGGGAUGGAGGGUUCAGCGUAUCAACAGAUAACAGGGUGCACAUAUUCAAGCCCGUGUCUGUGCAGGCAAUGUGGUCUGCUCUGCAGAGUUUGCAUAAGGCUUGUGAAGUGGCACGGAGCAACAAUUACUAUCCAGGGAGCCUCUUCCUCACGUGGGUCAGUUACUAUGAGAGCCAUAUCAACUCRGACCAGUCGUCAGUCAACGAGUGGAAUGCCAUGCAAGAUGUCCAGUCCCACCGGCCCGACUCGCCCGCCCUCUUCACWGAUGUCCCAACUGAGCGGGAACGCACGGAACGGCUCAUUAAGACCAAAUUAAGGGAGAUCAUGAUGCAGAAAGAUUUGGAGAACAUCACCUCAAAAGAGAUACGCACGGAGCUGGAGAUGCAGAUGGUGUGUAACCUGCGGGAGUUCAAAGAGUUCAUUGACAACGAAAUGAUAGUGAUCCUUGGGCAGAUGGACAGCCCCACACAGAUAUUUGAUCAUGUCUUCUUGGGCUCRGAGUGGAAUGCCUCCAAUUUGGAAGAUUUGCAGAACAGAGGGGUACGGUAUAUUUUGAAUGUGACUCGAGAAAUAGAUAACUUCUUCCCUGGGCUCUUUGAAUACCACAAUAUCCGGGUUUAUGAUGAAGAAGCUACAGAUCUUCUGGCUUACUGGAAUGAUACCUACAAAUUCAUCUCCAAGGCAAAGAAAAAUGGUUCUAAGUGCCUGGUGCACUGCAAGAUGGGAGUGAGCCGCUCAGCAUCCACGGUGAUUGCUUAUGCCAUGAAGGAAUACGGCUGGAACCUGGACAGGGCUUACGACUACGUGAAGGAACGGCGCACCGUCACCAAGCCCAACCCCAGCUUCAUGCGGCAGCUGGAGGAGUACCAAGGGAUCCUGCUGGCCAGCAAACAGCGGCACAACAAACUGUGGCGCUCGCACUCRGACAGCGACCUCUCGGAUCACCACGAGCCCAUCUGCAAGGCUGGGCUGGAGCUGAACAAGAARGAGAUCACCACCUCAGCAGACCAGAUCUCAGAGGCCAAGAGCAACGACAACCAGCAGCCCAUGUCUCCCAUCUACUCAGCUGAGCUGGACAGGGAGCAGCAGCUCCUGGAGGAUGCCAACAUGAUCGAGGAUGUGUGUGUGAAGGAGAGAAGGAUCCACUUAGAGUUUACUUGCAGAGACUUCCACACUGAGCAGAUGGAGGACAAGCUGAACCURAACAAUAUCAAUGGCUGUACGGCGGGGUGUUGUGUGGACUCUGUGCCCCCUGACAACUGCCAUGCWUCUGAGGCCUUAAUGCAGCUYCAGCACCCCUUGGAAAUCACRGAGUUUCCUGAUCUGACMGUGGACGAUCUAGAAAAAGAUGCCCUUAAGCCUGAUAUGAACGUGCACUUGGUUCCCAUGGAAGAAUUCACUUCAUGCUUAAAAGACUUUCCCCAGUCCCCAAACCAAAAUUCCCCAAGUCUGCAACAGAACCCUCAGCCCGAAGUGACAGACCUCAGCACAGACAGGAUUGAUUUCUUCAGCGCCUUGGAGAAAUUCGUGGAGCUCUCCCAGGAGAGCCGGUCACGCACCUGCUCCCAUUCCAGGCCAGAGGAGCAAGGGACUGGGAGGAAUGGGGUCUCCAGGGUGCCCAUGCUGGAAGUGCCRCCUGCUACAGAUGGGGGUGCAGAUGCUCGAAGGAACAGCCCUGGAAACUCUCCUCAGGCAUCAGAUGACUCUUCCACAGAUGAAGAGCAACAAAAGGAGGUUCCUGAGCUGCCUGGAGCAGGUCAUCUCACRAGAUCCCACUCGGAAAAUGCCAUUUCUGUGAAGGAAAUUAUCACAGAGAUCGAGUCAAUCAACCAGGGAGCAGGAUCUGCCCAGCAGAAAGAGAGUUCAGCCAACCUCAGCCAGACACCAAAGAGGAACACGGUGCAUGACCUGCCAGUGGAGGUGAUUUGGGCAUCAGAAAAGUUGGAACAGAGCGAAGGAGCCUGUGCUGGACACCAGGAAAAGGAGAAGGACCCUGGGCCAGCUGAGCAGGAAGAAGCCCCAUCCCUGCAGCCAUCUUCUGGUAAAACAGACCUGGAGGAAAGCAGCUCUGGUGGGGAGCAGCAGGAGCCUCGUGGCUCUUCCAUCGACCCUGAGCCCAAGUGGUGCCCCGGCUCCGUCCGGCGAGCCACGCUGGAGUUCGAGGAGCGCCUGAGGCAGGAGCAGGAGCACCAGCACACGGCCCCAGCCUGCACUUUACCCACCCGCAAGAACUCCAGGAACGACUCUCCUGCUGCCGAGCUCCUGCCACGGGGGAAGAGCGAGGAGCCGCCCCUGGAGCUGGCUCCGGAGGGUGACCGGGCUCAGGGUCCGGGUGCUGAGGAGCUGCCUGYGGGCAGACCCCUGCCUGCACCCCUCGGCCCCMCUGCCCAGGAGWCCCUGCCCRCAGAGCCCAGCCYGGGGCAGGAGGGGGUGGCACAAGAGCGCAGGACAGUGGUGUCGUUUGACGGGACGGAGGAGCCAUCCCUGCCCUCCCUCCUCCCAAAGAGGAUCGAAAUCAUCGAGUACACCCUCACGGUGAAGCCUGCAGAGCAGCGCCCCGACACAAGCUGUGAGCAGGGCGGGCUGGCUGCGGCCACCCCGUCCUUAGAUGAAAACUUGAACCCCUCGGUGUGCUUGGAGAAGGCUCCGGCYGAUCCCUCGCCGCCGGAGCACGCGGUACGCAAGCAGGCCGCCUUCACCGUGGGCGGCCCCGGCGAGGAAGGUGAUGCGACCCCUGCUCACCUCACUGCUGCUUCUCCCUCUGCCCAGGUGACCUGUGCCCCUCCAGCCAGCCUCGAGCGCUCUCCUUACCCCUACRUCAUUCACCUGGAAGGUGUCACCGAGCAGAGCACGGCCACAGACCAUGAGCCGGUCACGCCGUGUGGCGCCGAGGGAGACGCGACUCUCCCGUUCAGGGACGGUCCCAAACCUCUCUGCGGGGGUGAUGCUGCGGGCAUCUCGAGGCAGCUGAGCAGUGAUGACUUCACCAGCCAGCGUGCUGAAAACAUGGACCUUCUGGACAUCUCGUUCCUGUGUUACAGCCUCCCGCACAGCUCCAGCAGCCGCAGCGUGGAGGAGCGCUCCAGCAGCCCCGGGCUGGUCAAGCAGCGGGCAAAGGAAAUCGAGGCUCGGAUCCGGCACGCGGGGCUCACCACGCCCUCCCACAUGAAGCGCUCGGCRUCCCUGGCCAAACUGGACUGCCUGGACCUCUCCAAGGACGACUUACGCGAGAGGGAGUCGGCCUCUUCCGAUGCCAACCCGGUGCUUCUCACCUGCGUUGCYCUUGGUCGAGGCUUUUGCGGGGGGAGGUUGGAGAGGGGCUCGGAGGGCGUGUGUGGGAARCAUCGCCUCUCCUCCCCAGAGCCCGCUAAGCAUUUUGUGGAACAGCUCAGAACAGCUGAGUGCAUUGCCCAGAGCAAGCCGGUGGAGAGGCCGCUGGCUCAGUACGCCAAAGAGUGCAGCUCCAGCCAGCAGAGUUUGUGUCCCGGCGCGGAUCCGACGUGGACUAGCUCCGAGGAGGGCCCUCCGCUGCUCCAGGUGCAUGUCCUGGACUCCUURUCUCCAGCUCAAGCUCUGGCUGUCGCCCCACGGCAGCAGCAUGGGAGAACUCACCCUCUGCGGAGGCUCAAAAAGACCAAUGACAAAAAGCGGACAACCAAUCCCCUCUACAACACGAUGUGAUCCUGGGCCCUUGGCUGUGAUUUCUUACCCAAAAGCCGUGGUGUUGCUUUCACRCAAGGGGCAGGUGUAAUAUAAGGAACAUGCACUUUAUUGGUUAAUUUUAUAUAUAUUGUCAUUUUACUGUUCCUGGCGCAUGUAGGUGUGGGUUGGUUCUUCUGUGUGUGACUCUGACUGCAGGACUGUUUGGGUUUUUUUUAAGUUUUUUAACUCGGAUAACCUCAUAUGUUCUUUUGUUUGUUUUAUUUUGUUAGUUUGUUUUAAAAGAACACUUUUUUGAUGAGAAAAUUGAUGUUGGCUUGCUUUGGGAAGGUAGAGUCUUGCUUACAAACCAGAUCCUAGUUCCUAACUUGAAUUUUCCCCCAUGCCUUGAAAUGGUGCUGGACAGGUAGUGGGGUGAGAGCCCCUGUAAAUGUGAAGGUUGUGCCAAGGUCCCUUUGUUUGGCCUUUUUUUUCUGCAAACUGGAACUCCACCAUGCUGGCAGAUCCCUCACAAAGCUGCUUCAGGACGGGCUCGGUUCAGCUGGUGCUUCCCCAAAAGGAGCACACGGGGUAAAUCCUCYCGAUGGAUGGGCUCUGAUAACCCUGGGCAGCACCAAGAGCAGCUCUCCCYGCUGCCACAGGGCACCCAGAGCUCUCUGCUCUGUGCUCAGGUGGGGCACAGCUCCUCCAGGAGCUGCCCCAUUCACCUCCACCCCCAAAGCCAKUGUUCUUUUAAAACAAACGCCUCAUUAGGGUUUUAACCCUCCCAUUACUUGAAUACUGCUGUGGGCCUUCCAAGUUCAUGGCCAUAUCAUCUGUCCUCUGCCCUCUGCCCCAAAGCUGUUCUCGUGCUGCCUGAGUUUCCCUCUCCCCUGUGCCACGCUCACGGGUGUUUCUGGUCACUCCCAACCUUGAGCUGUUUUUGUUACAUGACAUACUGCCCUUAAUGCAAAGCUUUGUCCUCUCUGCUGUCGCUCCUAACUGGACCCAGAGGGAAAACCUUUUCUGGGAACUUUUUCUUUUCUCUUCUUUUUAAUUUUCUUUUUUUUUUUAAUUUUUUGUUUUAUUUUUGCCUAAAUUGUAUAUAUGAUAUUUAUAUGAUUUUUUUUUUUGGUCUUUUCUAUGUGUUUUUCUUUUUUUAAAAAAGGGCAAGACUGCAUUCUGUAAACUGGAAAACAAACCCACCUGACUCAAACUCAGUGCUGUUCUUUGUGAUCUGCACAGACACAGGAGUGGAUUUGACAUUACAAGCUGUCUUCCCUUUCCAAAAGUGAGCCUCGAUGCCAAAUGUGUCCCUUCUCCUCCAGUCCUGUGUGAACCCCCGUUAUCCCACUGUGGGAGGGGCACUGCGUGUCUGCCCAUCUCCUUCCUGCUUGAAGCUGGGUUCCAGAAAUGCCAGUUGGACAUGGAAAGCCAUYGGCUGCUCUGAGCCAUUCUGCAGGUUCUUGCUUCCCCGGAGAAACUGCUUUUGAAGGGUCUGCUCCAAAUUUCAGCAAAUUAUUUUGUGGUUUCUGAGCAGUUUGGCUAAAUCAAAGCUUCCCAUUUCUAGCUGAGUGCAUCAGCAAAUUGUCCCUGUGCUUCAGGAGCAGAGAGAAAGGCCAAGGGGAGCUCUGGGUCCUGUCCACAGUCYCGUGGCAGGUCCUGUGUGAUCUGGUGCUUGGCUGGAGCCCAGACUGCCCUCCGGGGAGGAGUGAAGCAGGGAGAAGAUGCAGAAUGGCUCAGGCUGCYGAAGCCCAGCAUGGAGAGGACAUGGUGUGGGAGGAGCAGCAGCCAAGGCCAUGCCUAGAAAGCGGCCCUGAAGCUGCAGAGCCAUGCAGGCUGUGAUGGGACAAACCYUUCUUGAGCUGGAGAGGGGUGCAUGGCACCGGAGCGCCCCAGAGUAUUGGGAAGCAGCAUGUGUCUGSCCUGGGGAAGGGAUGUCUGUGACCCCCAGUUUGCCCACAGCUGGUGGCAGAGGCCAGCCUAGCAGCUGGCAAGGUAAUGCCACCUUGCUGUCCCCUCCUGUAGCUGCCCGGGGUCAUCCUGUGCUGCCUCCUAAGUCUGUGAGUCCGUCUGUGCUCCCGCAGCCACGAGUGCUAUCCCUCCCUUUCCUGAGCUCUGGCAGGAGCACAGCCCUGUCCUGGGUCAAACUGGAUGCCAUGCCAGGCCAUUUCAGUCUCUAGAAGUCACCCAAGCCCCUGGCCCAGGAGGCCAGGUCYUUCUUUGGGACACUGAAAGACAUGUGGCGUCUCCUAGUCCGCUCCAGCUGGCUCCGGAGCUGGGCAGACACUGUGGAAAGGCCAAGUGGCUCAUGUCAUCUUGAGAAGGACAGGUUCAGUCCUGGCCUCCCCCCCAAACUUCACCAGGCCCCACUGCCCACCGUUGUGGCCCCAAGGAUAUUCCUGGUUGCCACCAGCAUGCUUGGCUGGCAGUGUGUCCUGGUGACAAGGAUCUCCUGGGGAGGGUAAUUUUUUCCUGUGUAGAAUUUUUUUCCCUUGAGAAGGCAGGAGGAGGAGGAAGAGGAUCUGGUUUCUUUGCCCAGCUUGAUCUCAGGAGAAGGGCCCUCUAGGAAGGGUCCCCAUGCAGACCAGAAAUGCUGCUUCCUUCCAAUACUCAGCUGCUCUCCRGGUGCUUCAGCUGGGGAGAGCAGCGAAGGGGCAGAGGCCCCUGCAGGGAGGUGCUUUGCUGUCCCCUUGUCCUUGGCCCUGGCCCAGCACAACUGGUUUUUCUCUGAGGAGGCUGUGGGCAGGCAGAGAGUCGGGAAAGGUGGUUCUCUUGCAGAGUGAUGAAGGCCUUGGAGGUCUGGAGGCUCUGAGCGGGAUAGCAGGAAGGGGUCGGACUGGAGGGGCCUGGACUUCUGACCCCUGUCUGGGCUAUGAAGCCACCAAGCCCUGGCAUCAGAGGUCUCUGCUGGGGACGACUGUCCUUUCUCCAUGCAGGUGGCUCCUGGGAGGGUGAUGAUUCGCUCCUGGUUCCCGUGGCCACCCCACGAGAGCUUCUUGUGACCCUCUGAGCACCACRGGGAGCAGCGGCACCUCCGGGGUGCUCAGCAGCCGAGAAGCCUCGCGGGUAGAGGGGGGUUGGGAGAAACGCGUUGUUUUAAGGGCAUUUUUGUACAAAGCAACUGUUCUUUGGUCUCUGGCGAAGCCUCUYGGAGGACGCUUUAUUGUUUACAUUGACUCCUGUACAAUAUCCCAGCCAUCGCUGCCCCGUCCCGGCCGUACUGUAACGUGUGAGCCUUGCACAAACGGACUGCGUGUGCGUGAAACUGGUUCUACACUGCGUUCUGUUGCACUCGGUGGUGUGUGUGGGUGUGGGUGUGUGUGCGAGCGUGUGUCCGGUCUGCUCGAGAAGUUGUGAGGUGUACAAAUGUGUCCCCUCUCGGCCCUUUCCCGGGGACACGGUCCCAGCGGGUGGCAGGAGGUGACGCCGCUUCUGGGUCACUUGGAUGUUGAAACGGAGCAGGGAUUAGCUCCGUGUCCCUCUGCCAGCAGAGGCCGGGUGGAAGGGAUCCCUCCCCACCUCCGGCUGCUCCGGGGACCUCCUGGGAGGAGCGAGCUGGGAAUCCACGGCCGCAGGGGCACCGCACCUGCCGGGGGCUCCAGGAGCCCCGCAGCCCUCUGGCAGGAGGAAGCCAUAGCCACCGCAGGUCCCUGCUCGCCGCACGGUGCGUCCUGCCUUAAUCCGCUCCUGCAAACCCCCCGAGCCCCUGGCGUGGGGAACCGGCGGGUGCUGGCCUGGUGCAGGAGGGUCCGGGCUGGCGCGGGGCUCGGUGCCUGUCCGGCGGAGCUGCCAGAGGUGCUAACAGCCCGCCCGCGCUGCAGACAUCUCUGUCGGCACGAGAGAAGGUGCCAGUGCCUUUUAUUUUCCUUGAUGGAGAUGUGACGUCCGUGCGCUGGUCUGUAGGGAUUGCCCAGGGCCGAGCAGCUGGCGGUGGGGUUGUAAACCAGGGAGGGGAGCGCUUCUGUCUGCCCCUCCUGGAUCUUCCUUGGUGGCUGGGAUCGUCCCCUUUCCCCCUAAAGACUUUAUGACCGAUGUGCUCAGCUGUUUUUAAAUGUGAACUUGUGCACUGAUGUGCAGAUUCAAUGUUCUUGUUACCGAAUGAAUAAAAGUUUUAUUUUGAAGA
Messenger RNA from Malurus melanocephalus (red-backed fairy wren), 8244 nucleotides. RefSeq names its product slingshot protein phosphatase 2 (gene SSH2). Gene Ontology annotation, biological process: protein dephosphorylation; negative regulation of actin filament polymerization; actin cytoskeleton organization. Lineage: Eukaryota; Metazoa; Chordata; Aves; Passeriformes; Maluridae. Bases 21 to 4160 code for a protein of 1379 amino acids. The transcript has 15 exons. The record is from RefSeq and is a predicted model, not a curated record. Gene Ontology annotation, molecular function: actin binding; protein tyrosine/serine/threonine phosphatase activity. Gene Ontology annotation, cellular component: cytoplasm.